Messenger RNA from Dreissena polymorpha, 1071 nucleotides. RefSeq lists its product as uncharacterized. The record is from RefSeq and is a predicted model, not a curated record. The transcript has 8 exons. The coding region runs from base 98 to 541 and encodes 147 amino acids. NCBI's taxonomy places the organism in Eukaryota, Metazoa, Mollusca, Bivalvia, Myida, Dreissenidae.
UUCAGAAGCAGUAACCCAGACAGACAAUUCUCUUCAAAAUAACGACACAAGCAUUGAGGAAGAAGGAUCGCAAAAUAAAACAGGCCAGGAAUGUACCAUGUCAACUGACAGUGUCCUCAAAAAUAGUGGAUUUUGUAAUGAAACGUACGCUGUUUCUAAUCGUUCGAUAGAGAAGACGGAAUGCGCAGCGGAUGGAUUAAACGAUCAUAAUAAAAAGCUCGGAAACGAAACAACCGGCGUUGCAGUCCAAGAAAUUCCAGGAUUUUAUAACGAGUUAUAUGCUUAUUGGGGCAAACCUUCAACAACAACUGACCAUACGAAGAAGAAAGAUUACAUCAGAAAGGAACAGAGUUAUAAAACAAGGCAAAUUAAAAAAGAAUUGGAAGACUGUACGUACGGUGUGGUCAACAAAAACACACGCAAGCACAGAGAUCAUGCUUCAAAAGACUCCGUUAGUUCACAUGCGGAUAUAAUCGAACAGAAAAAUGGCGGUCUUUACAGCAUGGCCAGGGAACCGAAUGAAAAAGAUUCAGCCGUUUGAAAGUGCUGUUAAUGCAUACUAUUAUACCAUGUGCAACGGAGGACGUUAGAAGAAAAAGCCUUUGAACCAUAUGUGUGACUACUUGAAAGACUGAUUUUCUACUCUGAUGGCGCAAAGAUAACAUAAUUUAAUGAAGUUAAAAGUAUGCAGUGAGCCUGAAGUGUCUGCUUAUUGCUAAGUAUAUGUCAUAAUCUAAAAUUAUAUAAAAACAACUAAGCAGCCUAUAAAUUCCUUUUUUGAUACUAUUGUGAGUAUUCAUUUGUUUUGAAAGUGUAUUUAUUUUGUUUUGCUUUUAUAUAUUAUGAAUGUGUACGUGUUCGUGUCAACUUAAAAGUGGUGUUCACGAGUGUUUUACUGUAUGUUCAUUUCAAAAGCUGCAUUUAGCAUAUGACUUCUUUACAAUUUUUAAUACAAGUUAUUUGUCUGCGUGUGAAUUGUUUCAAGUGUUUUGAACUAAGCACUUACAAAAAUCUUACUUAAAAGUGUACUUAGAUGAUUUUAUCAUGGCUUAAUUUUAUUUUGGUCUUUCA